This is a messenger RNA of Nelumbo nucifera (sacred lotus), 2120 nucleotides long. Its product is annotated as DEAD-box protein abstrakt. Gene Ontology annotation, biological process: mRNA splicing, via spliceosome. Lineage: Eukaryota; Viridiplantae; Streptophyta; Magnoliopsida; Proteales; Nelumbonaceae. Gene Ontology annotation, molecular function: zinc ion binding; nucleic acid binding; RNA helicase activity. The record is from RefSeq and is a predicted model, not a curated record.
AACCAGAAAACCUUUCUCUGGUCUUCAAUUCGUCGGGCUUCAAGUUCCGCAGUCUCGGUGCAAGUCAAGCGAGCAUCCCGUCGAUCAGAGCAAGAUGGAACCUCCGUCGGUCAUGGAGGAAGACGAUGACUAUGUCGAAUACAUCCCGGUGAAGAAGCGCCGUCUCAUGGAAGCUCAGAAGAUCCUCCAACGCAAGGGCAAGUCGUCAGCGCUCGAAGACGAAACCGAGCGGGCCAAACUUGCCGAAGCCAAACCCAGCCUCCUUGUCAAGGCUUCCCAACUGAAGCGUGACCUCCCUGAGAUUAGCCCUACCGAGCAGCUCGUCCAACAGGAGAAGGAGAUGAUCGAACACCUCUCCGACCGAAAAACCCUAAUGUCGGUACGCGAGCUCGCAAAGGGCAUUACGUAUACGGAACCGCUGGUGACGGGAUGGAAGCCUCCGUUGCAUAUUCGACGGAUACCGCAGAAGGAGUGUGACUCGAUCCGGAAGCAGUGGCAUAUACUUGUCGACGGCGAAGAUGUUCCGCCGCCAAUUAAGAAUUUCAAGGAUAUGCGGUUGCCGGAGCCGAUUCUGAAGAAGUUGAAGGCUAAGGGAAUCGUGCAGCCCACGCCUAUUCAGGUUCAAGGGCUUCCGGUGAUAUUGUCGGGGAGAGACAUGAUUGGGAUUGCCUUCACGGGUUCUGGGAAGACAUUGGUUUUUGUCCUGCCAUUGAUUAUGGCGGCUUUGCAGGAAGAGGUGACGAUGCCGAUUGUUCCCGGAGAAGGGCCUUUUGGGUUGGUGAUUUGCCCGUCAAGAGAGCUCGCUAGACAGACGUAUGAGGUUGUUGAGCAGUUUUUGAUUCCACUGAAGGAGUCUGGGUAUCCGGAGUUGAGACCAUUGCUUUGUAUCGGUGGUGUCGAUAUGCGGUCGCAGCUGGAGGUUGUGAAGAAGGGAGUACAUAUUGUUGUUGCCACGCCUGGGAGGUUGAAGGAUAUGCUUGCCAAGAAGAAGAUGAAUCUCGAUAAUUGCAGGUAUCUGACAUUGGAUGAAGCAGAUAGAUUAGUGGACUUAGGUUUUGAAGAUGACAUAAGGGAGGUAUUUGACCAUUUUAAAGCUCAAAGACAAACUCUUCUUUUCUCUGCCACCAUGCCAACAAAGAUCCAGAAUUUUGCAAGGAGUGCUUUGGUGAAACCUGUCACAGUUAAUGUUGGAAGGGCAGGAGCUGCAAACUUAGAUGUCAUACAAGAAGUGGAGUAUGUGAAACAAGAGGCUAAAAUAGUUUAUUUACUUGAAUGCCUACAAAAGACACCGCCUCCUGUCUUGAUAUUUUGUGAGAAUAAAGCUGAUGUGGAUGAUAUCCAUGAAUAUCUCCUGCUGAAAGGAGUUGAAGCAGUUGCCAUACAUGGCGGCAAGGACCAAGAAGAAAGAGAAUAUGCAAUUGCAUCUUUCAAAGCAGGGAAGAAGGAUGUCUUGGUAGCAACUGAUGUCGCUUCGAAGGGUUUGGAUUUUCCCGAUAUUCAGCAUGUCAUCAAUUAUGACAUGCCUGCAGAAAUUGAGAACUAUGUCCAUAGGAUUGGACGAACAGGAAGAUGUGGAAAGACAGGAAUAGCAACUACAUUUAUAAACAAGAACCAAAGCGAGACCACACUUCUGGACCUGAAGCACCUAUUGCAAGAAGCCAAGCAGAGGAUCCCUCCAGUGCUGGCUGAACUUAAUGAUCCAAUGGAAGAUAUCGAUGCCAUCACUAAUGCCAGUGGAGUGAAGGGUUGUGCAUAUUGUGGUGGGCUUGGCCAUCGUAUCCGUGACUGUCCAAAAUUGGAGCACCAGAAGAGUAUGGCGAUUGCCAAUUCAAGGAGAGACUAUUUUGGUUCAGGGGGCUACCGAGGAGAAAUCUGAUCUCUGUGUUUUGUAUGUCUGGAUGUGCAAGCCUAUUUUUCAAUCAGGGGAUAUACUAUUACUGAAACUUUGUAACUUGUAUGGCAAUGUAAUAAUUCUAUUUUUUUUUAUUGUUAGAAGUAUCCGGCCUUAGGUUGUGCUUACAUUCUAAUUGGUCUCAUGAGGUCAUGAUACUGCACUUUGGAAUAUCCAGUAAGAAGGCAUUCUAAUAAUAUCUAAUUCAAUCUUCUUUUUCUUGUUGAAA